This is a messenger RNA of Harmonia axyridis, 4165 nucleotides long. It is a transcript of the gene SCAP, whose product is annotated as sterol regulatory element-binding protein cleavage-activating protein. The transcript has 11 exons. Lineage: Eukaryota; Metazoa; Arthropoda; Insecta; Coleoptera; Coccinellidae. Gene Ontology annotation, cellular component: Golgi membrane; endoplasmic reticulum membrane. Gene Ontology annotation, biological process: SREBP signaling pathway. The record is from RefSeq and is a predicted model, not a curated record. Gene Ontology annotation, molecular function: sterol binding; protein binding. The coding region runs from base 213 to 4052 and encodes 1279 amino acids.
UUGAAGUUUUGUAUUCUAUGAAACGAGCAAUCAUAUCUCAAAAUUGUCGUGUACGAUUGUGUGUAGUUUGAAAAAAUAUACAAUAUUUUUAACUUCUCUGAUUUAUUUCUUAUCCAUAAUCCAAUGUUUGCUGUGUACAGACCGUAAAUUUGCCUUAAUUUUGGGAAUUCACCUAUUUAGUACCACUAGUUGAAAUGGAAAACGUAACAUAGAUGAGUAAUAGGGAUGAGCAUCCCCAAAGUAGGGGGAUACCUAACAAAUCUGCUGUUCCAAAUAAAGUUGCCCAGUUUUUCUAUAGCUAUGGACUUUUAGCUAGCAGUUGGCCCUUCUGUAUCUUGGGGAUAGCUGUCACAGCUUUUCUGACCUGUUGCUAUCCUCUACUGAAUUUUCCACUACCUGGUAAUACUCCUAUUCAAGUUCAAGCUACAAAUGUUACCGGUAACAAUCAAUUUCAACCAUUCUGUUAUGUUCAGCAGUUGGUUCUACGUGUGGCUGUUAUGCCAUGGGAAUCCCACCUAACCCUGGGUGACGCCUUUAGGGCGCCACUGUAUGAAUCUUUCAAAUUAUUAGAUGCUGUCAGAAAUUAUGAGGAGGUUUCUAGUUCUCGUUCUUUGGCACAUGUUUGUCUUCAUGUUGAAGCAAUUAAAAGAAUUAAAGCUGUGUAUCAGGACAUAUUGCCCCAAUACAGUUGUUUAGUCUUAUCUCCUGCUAAUAUAUGGCAUCAAGAUGUGGAACAGUUUGCUAAAGAUGAUUCUCUACUUUCAACAAUAUUUAGACAUCAGAAUUUCCAGAGGGGUAAAACUUCUAUUGCAGAAAUGACAUUUGGAAUGCACAUGGUUGAUACUGGAAUAAAAAGAUAUCCAUUUCGGAAUAGACAGAGGGUUAUCCAAUUUGCAGUGACUAUAUUUUUGAAGGAAUAUGAUAAAGUGUUCGUUGAUGGUUUGAGGAAGAAACUGAUAAAGCAAUAUCCCUUACAUCAAAAUGAUUCAAACAUGCCAGACCAAAUUUCCGAUGAAAAUACAAUUUCAAUUCGAUAUCCUGGUGAAAUAACAUACUGGGAAUUCGUUCCUAUAACUAUAGCGUUCAUUCUCCUAUUUCUGUAUUACUACUUUUCAGUGAAGAAAAUUGAAGCAAUAAAGUCAAAGUUGGCUAUGAGUAUAACUGUAGUAGUAACAGUGCUUGGAAGCAUGACAAUGACUUUGGGAAUUUGUUUCUUUUUUGGGCGAACUUUGUCAUUGAAAGGAAAAGAAAUUUUUCCAUAUUUGACAAUCUUGGUAGGCAUUGAGAAUGUUCUAGUUCUCACGAAAAGCAUAGCCUCAACACCAUCUCAUUUGGAUUUUAAGAUCAGAAUAGCCCAAGGGCUUAGCAAAGAAGGUUGGGGUAUAACAAAAAAUCUACUUUUAGAACUUACUAUUCUUACCUUUGGAUUGUCUACGUUUGUCCACACAAUACAAGAAUUCUGUUUAUUUGCUAUUACUAAUUUAGUAACUGAUUUUUUUCUGCAAAUGACUUUUUUCAUGGUUAUAUUAGCUAUUGAUAUCAAAAGAAUGGAGGAUAUGAAUGAAAAGUUCAACACGAAUUUCAGGAGCAGUCUUUUACAGAAUCAUAUCUUCUUCGAUUCGUAUACACCCAAAAAAGUUUUAAAUCGGUCGAAAUCACAUCCAAGACUUUCUAAUUACCCAACAAAUGUGGUAGCCGGACAAGCACAAAAUGUCCAAGAAAAGAAAAUUCCCAAGAGACUUAGAUUAGUUAAUAUCUGGGCUCGAACAAGAUUGUUUCAAAGAUCGUUCAUGAUACUCAUGGCUACUUGGAUUUUGAUAAUUGCUUAUAACAGUGGAAUAGUUGAACAUUAUAUAUUAAAUUAUACCAUGAAAUUAUCCGAUUCAGAAUCGAGCGAACAGAAUAAUGCAUCUGUAUUCGCGAAUUUUAAAUCUCACAAAAUGUUUCCACUUUUGGAUAUAAAUAAAUCCUACUCCGCUUUGAACUACGUCACUCAUAAUCCGCUAAACAUAGAUUCAAAGAAUCACAGUGAAGAUGUGUGUAAGUUGAAGCACUCGGACUACGAGCCUCGGAGUAAACUAUCACCAUUCUACUGGUCAUCGAUAUUGGGAAAAUAUAAUAUUUCUUUGAGUAGGCAAUAUAUCACUAUAUUGCCAACGAUAAAAUUAUCCCACGUUAUCACACCUGAAGAUGCUGUCGUAAUGAGGAAUCCUUACGAGAAAUAUGGAGAAACUUUUCAAUGGCAAGCGUUGGCAGCAGCUUUGGACCCUAUGGAGUUCAGUUCUGAUUCCUCAUCUGGAAGAGCAGUCCCGAUGGAUCAGCCACUUUUCCCAUCAUCACCAAUGGAAAUGUUUCUCACAACUCUACUUUGCAUAGUGAGCACAGUUGUCUUGACCUAUAUUUUUGUUGUGCUGUAUCGUUGCAUAUGUUCUCGAAAUUAUGCAGAAUGGAGAGCUUCUUGGUUCAACAAUGAGAGAGGAGAAGAGUCUGAAAACGAGACGCAAGUACUUUUGGAAGCCAUAACAACUGCAUUGGAAGGUCAUCAGCAAUCGGUUGAAUUGUUAGUUUCCGAUGGAAAUAUAAUUGUAAGCUGCUGCUUGGAAGGCACCAUAAAAGUUUGGGAUAAUAACAGAAGUGAACUGGUUUCAAACAUUGAUAGAUAUAGUUACUUCCAUGCUGAACCAAGGACUAAUUAUAACUAUGAACCUGAAGAACAUGCUUUCUCAGAUUACGAAUCAGGAUCACCUCCAUCAAGAGAUGAAAGUCUUUCCAUGUAUCCGCGCCUCUUGCACAAAAUCAACACAAAUUUUUCCAACAUCAAAUCCGAUCCGCCUUUGGUGCCUUCUGCGAGGUACAAUUUCGAUGAUUCCUAUCAGCAACUUUACAGCAAUCACAGUGGUGGUCCGACAAUAAGGAAUCGGUUAAAAGAUAUCAACUGGCUUAAUGAUAUAGUGCGAAAAGAGAAUAGAAAGUCGGCAUCUUUAGAUAGUGAAACUCAAAGUGCUAGUGGUUCUGAAGAGUGUGUGUUGAUGUUAGAUUCUAAUGAAAGUGUUGAUUUUGAAAAUAAAAAAUUUUCACCAGUUUGGUGUCUGGACUACUUGAACAAUUUGAUUGUGAUAGGCUGUGCUAAUGGAAAUAUGGAGAUUUGGGAUGCGUCAACAGCAAAAUUGAAGUGUAUAUACAAUGAAGAUGUAGAUGGAGUUGGAAUAACUCAUAUAAAACUGAUAGGUUCAAGAGUGAUAGCUGCUAGAUUGUAUGGAAAUAUAGAUUUCUUCAUACUCCAGACUUACAAUCAAGGACGACCAAUAGAUUGGAAUUUCACCGUUGCUUAUAGAAGGACACACAUAAGGACGGGAUCUCAUGGUUCAAUGCCUGACCAUAACAUUGGCGAACAGAGCACUCAAGAUGAGCUACAGUGUGUCAAAUUAAUGACCGUUAGAGCUCAUCAACAACCCAUUUCUUGUAUGGAAUGCGAGGGAGGUAGUAUUCUGACUGGGAGUUUAGAUCAUACUCUGAAACUUUCUAAACUAGAAGAUGGGCGACCGGUAUUCACAUUACAUGGUCAUUGUGGCCCUAUUACCUGUAUGUUCAUUGAUGCCUUGAAGCCCUCAUUGUCUGGAAGUGGAUCUCAAGAUGGAAUGUUAUGUAUAUGGGAUCUUUCAACAGGUACCUGCCUGUAUAGUAUACAGGCUCACAAUGGCUGUAUAACUUCACUUGCUUAUUCUCCAAGUUACGUAAUAUCUUUAGCGACUGAUGACAAAAUGUGUGUGUGGGAAAGAUUUCAAGGGCAUCUUUUAACAACUAUACAAAUAUCGCAAACAUUUUCGUCCCCACUAACGAUGCUUGCACCUCAUUUAGUCGUUACAGCAAGAACUGAUAGUUUGGUCUUAUGGGAUUGUAGAUCGGGACAAUGUGUUAGAACAAUACAGCUUGGAAGAUCGCCAUACGUUAAUAUUAAACAGUUGAUACUUCUAAGAGAUGCCGUCCUUUGUGAUUAUGGAAAUCAAUUGAGAGUUGUUAAAUUCCCGUUGAUAACUCACAAAUUCGAUUGAGAACAGUGAUUCGAUAACUAUGAGUACUAAUGCACAUAAUUGUUAUUAUUCUGAGAUAAAAUGCACAGAAAACUGUUUUGAAUCUGUGAAAAUAAAUUCACUUAGACUAUGAA